CUCGGCGAUUUCUUCCGGCGAGACCAGCCACCUCCUCCGUCUGUGUACCUGACAAAUCGAGAUCAAUUUCAAGAGAUGCAGCUUGCAUUUUCCGGUGAUGGCUUCAAUCGGAUCGACUGCCUCCGGCCAUUUCCCAACUUCACGCCCGUGCUCUUUUCUCCUCUAUUCCCAUGUUUUUCUCGACCUAUGCACAGUCUCCGGUGGCGGCUUAGAAAAUUUGUAGAGGAAAUCGCCAUCUAUGUAGGGUUCUUCUUUGCUUCGAGUCCCGAUCUCCUCUCUCAAUCUCAGUCUUCAGCUUCCGAAUUGACUUUCAACAAGGCAGAUGAUGAAGUUAUUGGUAGGGCUAUUGCUAUUAAGAUUUUUAGUAAUGGUAUUUUGCCUCUUUGUGCUGGUGUUGUUAUCAUUGCUCUUGCUUGAUAAACUAAACACUCAAAUUCUUAAUCUCUUAAUGUGUUAAUUGACCCAUUAACUUUGUUAAAUUCUUCCAAAAUCUCAUCUUUAGACAUGGACUUUUUGUUGUUAUGUGUCUCCUUGUGUCAAUUAUUUAUAUGUGUUUUUUGGUAAAAGUUUUGUCUUUUUGAUUGCUGUUCUAAUCGCAGUUUGGCUAAUCUAAUCUAUGGAUUGUUUGAAUUUUGUGUUGAGUUUGUUGCUCUUGCCUCCACCACUUCCGUUUCCUAGUUGUUUCCUUCUUUGUGGAACUAUAACUUGUUGUAUACCUCUAUAUAUUCUCUGUAAAUCUCUUUGAUUAAGUAAUGAGAAACAUUAUUUAUAUAUUUGACCAUUAGCUAUGUUACUUUCAUCUUCAUGAGUUGUUUUCACUAUGUGCAUGUCUCCUUUGGUCAUUGAUUCAUAUGUGUGUUUUGGCCACAAUUCCGUCUAUUCAAUUGCGGUUUUCUUUGUCUAGGAAGACGUCGACAUCUGAUGAACCUAAGCCAAAGAGACUUAGAAAGGCCAAGGAUACGAAGAAGAGCUCUUCUACCUUAAACAUGCCCUAACCUCUUACGGCUUCUUUAUCUUCAUGUAAUGUUCAUCGUUUCACACUUACUUUUGUUGAUAGUUGUUUACUCUUUAGGGAUGUUGCUGAUGUUGCCUUUCACUUUGCAGGAAUAAAUUAUGUCAUUCUUU
Arabidopsis arenosa is the source of this 1125-nucleotide messenger RNA. The record is from the annotation of a GenBank genome assembly. NCBI's taxonomy places the organism in Eukaryota, Viridiplantae, Streptophyta, Magnoliopsida, Brassicales, Brassicaceae.